Molecule: messenger RNA, 1350 nt
Organism: Magallana angulata
Lineage: Eukaryota; Metazoa; Mollusca; Bivalvia; Ostreida; Ostreidae
Product: mitochondrial amidoxime-reducing component 1-like
Exons: 7
Coding region: 38-988 (316 amino acids)
Molecular function (GO): pyridoxal phosphate binding; molybdenum ion binding; catalytic activity
Source: RefSeq, a predicted model, not a curated record
AUGACCUACAUAUACGUGUAUAACCGGAACCAGAGGAAUGGACACCCUCGUUCCGCUGGCUGUGGUCGGGAUCUGGAAGUACCUCGCCGCCGCCUGGAUCCGCCGGGAUAUCGAGCGACAGUUCCAGUAUUUCGGAACUGUAUCCUGUAUAAAUCUUUACCCAGUUAAAGGCUGCCAUGCUACACUUGUCAAGUCGGCCCGGUGUGGCGCACGAGGCUUGGAAGUCAACGGAGUUAAAGACAGAUGUAUCAUGGUUGUGGAUAGACAGACGGGUAUUGGUCAGUACAUGAGGCACUUUCCGAAGAUGACCUACAUUACGGUCACUGUCGGCGACAGAUCCAUCCUUCUGGAUGCCCCAGAUAUGGAGACCUUGUGCUUGCCUCACAACCCGGAUCCAAGCCAGCAACUCAUCAUCUGCGAAAUACAUGCAUGCAAACUGAUGGCGAGAGACUUUGGUGACGAGGCCGCUAAAUGGAUCGCAAAAUUCCUAGAAAACGAAAAUCUAAGACUGGUGCAUUUCAUAGAAAGCAACAAUAGGCUAACCAUAGAAACUGAAAAUAACCGUCGCCAAGGCAACCUCCAAAUCUCGCAGGACGACAAGAUUUCCUUUUCCUGCGUGUCAUCCUAUUUACUAGCCAAUGAAAGGACACUGGACGAGCUGGCCAAACAAACGCCAGAGUCUAUAAAGAUGGACAACUUUAGACCCAAUAUCGUCAUCGACGGCAAGUCACCGUUUGAAGAGGAUACUUGGAGUCAGAUUCGGAUCGGAGAAAAUGUGGUAUUUCGUUGCCAAGAGUCUUGCAAGAGGUGUAUGGUUACAACCAUUGACACUGAUACUGCCCAAAGAAGUCUGAAAAACGAACCACUUAAAACAAUGAAAACAUACAAGGAGUCUGUGGGUGGAGUCCCUACAAGUUUCGGGGUGUACGCUGCCGCAGAAAUGGGCGGAGAAAUCCACGUUGGGGACGAGGUCUACGUUCUGAAGUGACCCACUUGAUCUUAUAACUAUAAUUGAUCAUGUUAAUGUUGCAUGCAUUGUGUUGGUUCAUAGUUUAGUUAAAGUCUAUCAUGAUUCUUGCGUUGAUCACAUUUUUGUAAUAAUUGUAUACAUUUUGUAUUUCAUGUAAACAUGUAGAUGGUUAUUUGCAAACAUGUAUUUAAUAUUCACACUUCAAAGAUGAAAAAAAAAUAUAAUACAUGUAUACAAAUUUGCUAUUUGUAUUUGUGUAAAAAAAGAGAUGACAUGAAUGUUAUAAUCAAACUGUAACUCAUAGCUCGAGUAAUUCAUUGGUGUAUAUUUGUUACAAUUAGGCAAUGUGGGAAAGUAAUACAGAUACUCUAGAUUAAGAC